AUGUACCAGGCCGAGCUGCCGACGCGCACGCCGCCGCGUGAACAGCAGCGCGCGAAGCAGAUCGCGUCUCCCAAGCCGAACAGGCCAAAUGCGCCUGAGCCUCCUGGAGGAACCGUGUACGGCCGCGACACCUACGACCGAGUGGCUCAGUUCGCUCAUCUCGCAGCGUUCGAGGCACCGCCUCCCCCUCCGCCUCGACCGCAGAAGCCCAUUAAGCCGGUGCCCGUUGCCGACCCGCUCCCGAAGUACGCAAGGGCCCCGGCGCCAAACCCGAACGCAGCGCGUCCUACACCCAAGCAGCACCCCGGGUUCACCAUUGACGAGACCCCGGAGCCGAUGGACUAUGACAUCCUGUCUCCGAAGACGGCCAGGUCGUUGGCGCCGUCGGUCGCGUCGUCGGCCACGACGGUGGUGGCGCCCGGACGCAACCGUCCGACCCCGCUGCAGCAGAACCGCCGGCCACCGCCCCCGUACGAGGGCAAGAAGAACUUCCACGCCACCAACAGCUUCGACGACUCGUUCGUGAGCGAGGUGAGCUCCAUGGCGUGGUCAGGCGUGAGCGACGACAGCUACUACCACGCAGCGGCGAGCAACACGGCGCGCAUCCCCGUGAUUGAGGCGCCCCAUGACGACGAUGACGCCAGGAGCGAGGACGCGUACUCGGACUGGGGCCACUCGACGCAGCAGUCGGACGCCUUCCGCAGCACUGCGGCCUCGGACGCGUCCUUCUUCUCCGUGAACUCGGACUUCGCCGACUCGAAAAACGUCUUCAAGGAGAGCGAGUUCUAG
Messenger RNA from Phytophthora sojae, 789 nucleotides. RefSeq lists its product as hypothetical. NCBI's taxonomy places the organism in Eukaryota, Oomycota, Peronosporomycetes, Peronosporales, Peronosporaceae. The transcript has 2 exons. Bases 1 to 789 code for a protein of 262 amino acids. The record is from RefSeq and is a predicted model, not a curated record.